Molecule: messenger RNA, 660 nt
Organism: Dibothriocephalus latus
Lineage: Eukaryota; Metazoa; Platyhelminthes; Cestoda; Diphyllobothriidea; Diphyllobothriidae
Source: the annotation of a GenBank genome assembly
GAUCGACGCCUCACAGUGUGGCAACUGAAUUUCACCCUCAAUGACAAGCUAGUACCCUCUCGGUUGAGUUACAACCUGGAACCGGACAUCACAGCGGCCCCAGCCUUUGGCAUCUCCUUCAGCGCCUAUCCCACCAAUGACUCCUUCUAUUCUCCCAAACUACCCGUUCCUCCCUUCCCCGUCCUUCUCAGUGACUUGGAUGCCGCUAAUCAACCGGCCCUCUUUCUGGUGCUGCAUGACGAUACGGUCUACCUCUGGCAUGGCUGGUGGCCCGAGUCUGCCUUGGAUUCUGGUGAUGGGGCCGGUUCUGCCUCAACCACUCCGCGAAGCAGUGUCUCCGACCUGGCCAUGGAUAUCGGACCAGCCAGUCCGCCCUUCGCUCUGGGCGGUGGCAGUAGCACCAAAGACAGAAGCAGCAGCAGCAGCGGCAGCAUUGCCGCUGCAUUGCCACCAAACAGCGCGGGUAGCGCACUCUCUCGCUACCUCAGCGCUCGAUACGCCGCGCUGAAGACCGCAAAGGCGUUGGCUGAACGAAGUGCGUUCAGUUCCAGUUUAUCAAUUUUAUUGCCGAUGUCUGCUGUUUACCCUUUCCCCGAGGGCUCGACGGUAGCUCAGAAGGCGGCUGCAUACCAGUGGAGGCCUAGAAAGGCGGAGGACUGA